Molecule: messenger RNA, 7663 nt
Organism: Anneissia japonica
Lineage: Eukaryota; Metazoa; Echinodermata; Crinoidea; Comatulida; Comatulidae
Product: mitogen-activated protein kinase kinase kinase 2-like
Exons: 16
Coding region: 619-2499 (626 amino acids)
Biological process (GO): protein phosphorylation
Molecular function (GO): protein kinase activity; ATP binding; protein binding
Source: RefSeq, a predicted model, not a curated record
CUUUACAACACCACUACCACUACUCUCUAGUAACACUCAGCUCUGGUGAAACGUAAAGAUGUAUUUUGGCAUGUUAGUAUACCGAAUGGAGAUCGCAUUUUACAUUGAAUAGGCCUACCUAUGUCAGUUUACUUCAGCACAUCUUACAUGUUUAUGUCGCAUAUAAACAAACGAUUCUGUGUAAUGGUAUAGUUGUUAGAUCUGUGGGGAUUUGAAAGUACAUUUCCAUCUAGCUAGGGCCUGAACUAGGCGGCGGCCUAGCAGCUAGGGCCUAGGCCGAGAGAGUGUCUCUUCCAGCGUUGGAUUUUGCUGUCACGACUUCACGGAACUUACAUGUUUCAAUGGUUGCGCUUUGGAUUCUUACAACUUCUUACUGAUUAUAGAAUAUACGUGAACUACUAGCUAUCAAUAUUAUAAGUGGUUGGAAAUGAAGAAUUCAAGGUUACUGUUAUCUUUUGCAAAAGUUAUAUGAAGUGUAGGACAGUCAUUCAAACAAGUGCUUAUUACUGUAGUGGAGGUGUUGUGCUAAACAUUGAAACGGGACUGUCGCUAUAAAAGGAUAUGAAGGGAUCUAUGACAUAUUGAUAUUUGAAAUAGACAUUUCAAUCAAUUAUAAACAUGAGUUAUAAAAAAGAGAAUCCUGACGUUAUACAGUCAAUAGAACAGGAACUAGUUCUAUUAAAACAGAAACCAAAACAAUUAAAUAUUGUUCGUGUGAAAUUUGAAUAUAACAAAGAAAAAAGAUGUUUAGAAGUUCAUCGACCCCUUAAAUUCCAGGAUCUUUUAAAUAAAGCAAAGACUGCAUAUGGAUUACCGGCCACUAUGCAAGUCCAUAUGAGGUUUACAACACACGAAAUUAAUUCAUCUAUAAUCAUUCCAAUUGACAGCCAAACCGAUUUGGACCAAGCGGUUGAACUUGUUGAUCGAAAUCCAAAUUCCAAAAGUCUCAGGAUAUGUUUAGAAGCACUGAAUUCUGGGAUGCGGGUUAUGAGCAAUGCUGAGUUGUACGAUACAGCAAUACGCAACAAAUAUCCGUCAGCUAGCAGGUCCUUAUCAACACCCCAGGUGGUGGGGGGCAGUCCUGGUAGUGAAACCAAGAGGCAUUCAACUCCAGCAUUAGGGUCAAGGGAAUCACCCCCACCUGGUUAUGUACCUCCAGAUUAUCCAUUGCAUCAAACCAGUGAUCGAGAUGAAUUUAUUCCGGAAACACAUGAGGAUCAUGAAUAUAUUAUAAAUAGUCCACAAGGAAGUUCAACAUCAUUAGACAAAGUGGGUGGUCCAUAUAGAGGAAGUGUAUCGUUAGGAAGUGCAUCAGGGGCAAGGUUAAAAAGUUCAAUUAGCCAUGAGGACUUUACAGAUUCAAAUUACGGCCAUUAUAGAGAAGGAAAUAAAGGUAGCACAUUUCCCAGUCGGGGAAACAGUACAAAGUUUGCUCCAGCGGAUUAUACAGAUGGUCGAAGAACUUUUCCAAGCAGGGUAACGAGUAGACCACGUUUAAGCACAUCAAUAAUUGGAAAUGAGACCAGCCCCCAUGGCAGUGAAAUAUCGUUUCAGACAGGAAGCAGUGAAAGCAGUGGUAUUGGCAUAGACUUGGCCAGUGACGUUGGUCGACCGAGGCGAGAUGAUAUGGAAGUUAUUAGCAGAAUAGAAGAAAUUAAAAUAGGAGAUAAUGCAAAAUCACCUAGGGCUCCGGUUAAUUGGUCAAAAGGAAAGUUACUAGGCCAAGGGGCAUUUGGCGUGGUCUAUCUUUGCUAUGACAAGGACACUGGUCGAGAGUUAGCAGUCAAGCAAGUGAACUUAAAUGGAAAUCAUGAUGAAGCUAGAAAGGAAGUUGGGGCGUUAAAGUAUGAGAUAGAGUUAUUAAGGAACAUUAACCAUGAGCGAAUUGUCCAAUAUUUUGGUUGUCAUGAAGAUUCUAACACAUUAUCAAUCUUCAUGGAAUUCAUGCCUGGUGGCUCUCUUAAAGACGUCAUUAAAAGCUAUGGUGCAUUGACGGAACCAGUAACCAGGAAGUAUACCAGACAGAUACUGGAGGGUGUCUCGUUCCUGCAUGCUAGUCACAUUGUUCACAGGGAUAUUAAAGGUGCUAAUAUACUGCGUGAUUCCAUGGGUAAUGUCAAACUAGCCGAUUUUGGUGCAUCCAAGCGGUUACAGACAAUCUGUACUGCUGUUACUGGAAUGAAGACGGUGACAGGCACACCAUAUUGGAUGAGCCCGGAGAUAAUCAAUGGAGAAGGAUAUGGCAGGAAGGCUGAUGUGUGGAGUAUUGGCUGCACUGUAGUAGAGAUGUUGACAACAAAGCCUCCAUGGGCAGAGUUCGAAGCCAUGGCUGCUAUUUUUAAGAUCGCUACGCAACCCACUAAUCCAACUCUUCCCGGGCAUGUGUCAAAUGAUGCAAAAGACUUCUUACGAUGUACGUUCCAAGAGUCACCAAAGGAAAGACCACUAGCAGUUCAGCUUUUAAGUCAUCGCUUUGUCAGUCAGUUCAACAUGGAAUAAGAACAGUCAUGUUGCACAAAGCUACAAAGCUAAUCAGUGUUCAAACAUUUCAAGGAUAAAGUGUACCUAUAUAGAUGUUGUUUUUCCAGUUGAAAAGACACUGAACACAAAUAUUGAAUGUGCUUUCCAUAAUAAGCGGACAAUAUUUUUCACAAGCUGAAAUAGAGACUUACCAUGUGGAAAAAUAAGCAUGUAAAUAUGUGUACAAAUGAAGUGGACAAAUUGUGAACUAAUUGAUUACAACUGAGGAAACAUGAACAUCAAUGGAACAAUUGAACCCGGUGAUGGCUUAUUUGAGAAUCAUUUUUGAAGGAGAUGCUUGGUAACCUGGCAACGUGAUGAAAAUUUCUGUGAUGUUUUUCUAACACAUUUUCUUAACUCGCAUAUCUGUAGCUAUUUUUGCACUUGCUUGUUUUUAUAUUUGAGUAAAAGUUUAUUGGGGUAGUAAGCUCUAAUGACUUUCCUGAACUUUUUUAUAUAUACUUGUGAAUUACGUAGCCCAAAAUCAAGAUAUUCAAAGACUUGAUAAGAAGAACAAUGAAGGUCUUUGAUAAGAAUUAAUUUCUGUAAAUUUUGAAAAAGAUAUCUUAAUAUAUGAUAUGUUUCAAAUAGAAUUACUGGUAUCUAGCUUCAAGAAAGCUACCAUGUUUUUAUACAUAUUAUUAAUGAAUAGGUCUAUGAUGAUUUUUAUAAUUUUAAUAUUAUAUAUCUACAAAGUUAUAUGAUUAGCAUAUGAAUAUUCAUAUAAAAGGCUUAAAGUUUGUGGAUACCAAAUAGUACAAUGCAAUAUCUGUUGAACUUUUAAGAAUAACACAUACUUUUUUGGGGGAUAAAUUCAAUCAAGUAGAUUCCUGUAAUGAAAGUGCCUUUCUACUGAUCAGAAUAAUAAAAAUAUACCUUGGAAGUUUAUGCAAACUUUAUUCCAAUGAAACUGUACUAUUGAAUGUUUUACUUGAAGUACCUUAGGGCACCUUUGUCAUUAAUUAAAAGUUAUAUUUUUACAAUUUAGUGGAAAGCUUUUGUAUAAACCUGCAAAAACAGUUUCUUUUUGGGUUGUGGAUAUAUGGUAAACCACAAAACAAAGCAAAAACAAUUAUCAAUUAUUCUAUGAUAACUUGAUACCCUUUCUCAUUUAAUUGUUGUACUAUGUACUUUUCAAAUGUGCUUUUCAAAACUCUUGUUAAAUUUUUUAUAAUCACAUCCAAUUCAACCAUUACAGAGUUGGUAUAAAAUGCUCAUGUGAAAAAAAUUCUGGAAUUUGGACCCAACACCCUGAAAUUGGAAGGCAGCUACUAACUAUAAAAAUAAUGUACUUGCUGUAAUUGAGAUAUUUAAUAAUAAUCUUAUGAAUGGCAUAUUUCUAUAUAUUUAUGAUUAUAUAAUAUAUUAUGUAUAAUAAUGAAACAAUUGUAUUAUUUUCAGUAUUUCUUAUCCAUUGUUUAUGAUGUUCUAAGUAUCUGUAAAUGAUAUUUUAAUUUUUCAUAUAUUCUUUUGUUUGAUUUUUAAAAUGUAAGUGCUAUACAUUGUUUUAUUACCCUAUCAAAUUUAUCAAUUCUUAUAUUUAGAAUUUUUCUAAAUUUUUCAGUUAUAUUUGCAUUAUACUAUUUUAAUUUAAAGUAUAUAAUUAAGUAAUAUAUAGUGAAUUAUAUAAUUUUUCUUGAUCAGGGAUGGAUGACUUACUGGUGGACAGAAUAUAGAGUUAUUUAAGAUAAUUAAAGGAUAGCUUUGCUCUCUGAUUGGUGUAUUACACAUAUCAUUAAGUUUGAUACUAGAGUCAUGGAAGAAGUGCCAUUUGGCAGUUUCUGUUCUGUGAUUGGUGUAUUGAUCAUUAACCUAUAACAUUUCAAACUUGGCUUUUAGUAUCUGCUUUUAUACUUAUAACAUAUCAAUUUAAUAUGUUUUUGUAUCAUGAAAGUGCAGAGUUAGGUUUCUAGAAACCCAGCUUAAAUAGAGAGUCAAUUAUAGCUGAUGUUUUUCAUAAAUCGCUUUACACUUGUGAAGGAGGGAAUAGGAAUUUAAGAUACCAUAUAUUCUCAAGUAUAAGACAAGGCAUAAUAUAGCAAAUUACGAUAGAAAAACAGGUGGUCGUCUUAUACGCGCAGUACAUACAAAUUUUUUAUUUUUCAAUCAUGUUCGUCUUAUGUGCGUUUAUAACACACGAAUGUACUACUACUGAAAUGAAGCUGCUAACUGUUAGUAUGAAUAAAUGCAAUUUUAAAUGCAGGAAAUUAGAUUUUGAUGAACAUUUAAAAGCCCAUAAAAUGGUAUUAUUUGGAAGAUUUGGCCCAACAUCUGGCCCUGUUUUUAGGCAGCUAGAUGCAGUUUCAAGACCAUAAAAAGCAGCAAAAAGUAGGAAUACACCGGACGUACUAAUAUCUUCUGAAAAUCUUCUCCUACUCGAGUAUAUACAGUAACCAGUUAAGGACUCGCAUGGUAUAUCAACUACUGAAAGUACCUACACUACAGAUUCUGUUGUUUAUUGAAAGGUUUUUAUCAUUGAUUAUUUACAUGUACUUGUCUUUCCUGAGCAAAUGCUGCACAUAAAGCCAUUAUGUUAUUUGAUAACUAAUUAACAAAAAUGUGGUAAUCUCCAUGACAACAUAAACCUAAAUCAGUUGUAAUAUCCAUGAAAAUACAAACAUAUUAAGUCCUUAAUAGCUCCAAGUCUAAAUCUAAUAAUAAAUAAGGAUCUAUUUAAAAUUUGUUAUUAUUAUAUUUGUUUGUUAUUCAUAUUGUUAUUACUAAUAUAUCAUAUUUUAUAAUAUAUCAAGUUGUAUGAAAAUAUGUACUUAAACUUUAAAAGCUAUUCUCUAUGUUUUUGUUUUAGCCCUAUGGGGAUUCCUUACAACAAAUUACCUGUUAAAAACAUGAUAGAGUAAUUGUAACAAGAUUUUUUUUGAAAGCUAGAAAAUAUAAAAUUCCUUUCCCAUCUCAAAUUGGCAAAGUUUGUCCCAGCAUGGAGGAAUUACCAAUUUCUCCAUGGUCCCAGGUAUUCUUUUUCCAGCUCUCGACACUCUUUCUUUAAUAGUGAUAACUGCCCUUGUACGAUAGGCUGCAGGUUACAGUGUCUGUUGAUCCCAGUUGUUACAUGGUUUAUAUGUACAUCAAGUGUGCAUCCGGUGUGUAGUAUAAUGUUGCAGAGUGAUGAAGCAUGCACAUUUUCCCAUAUAUAGAGUAACUCCUCAAUCCUACAGAAACCCACAAGCACACAUACCCCCUCCCAAUAUACAUACAUGCAUCCUCACCCUCUCUUACUGACAAACUUUCCCAUAUUAAACCAUAUUAAGCAAUAAUGAAAUAUAUGGUUGAAGAAAUGUUAUAUAUCUAGUGCCAUGUAUGAAUAUCUAUUGGUGUAUAAUGUCAAUGUACCUAACAGUGCAGAUGUAUUAUAUGAUGUGGUGUAAAAUGAAAUGUAUUGAGGGUGGAAAAAAAUCCAUACCAAAGCAAUUCAAAUAACUAGCUAACAAUGUAUCCAAAGUUGAUUAAGGCAAGGUCAAUGAGAAAACUCAAAGCCUACCACUCCUUUUUGCUCUACUUGAUGAUCCCAUCCUGUUACAAAGAGUUCAAAACAAUCUCUUGACACUGUUUAUUUGUUAUUAAGCUUGUGAUUUUUUAUGAUGUAUUUAAAGGUACUACUAUUAAUCCAAAUUAUAUAUUAUAUGAGAGUGAAAUUAUGUCAUCACUUCUAUUCUCAACAAUACAAUUUAUAGUAGACAUAACUUUUGUACCAGCAGUUAACACAACAAUGCAUAGGAAAAUUUUAAAAUAUUACAACAGUAAUGAACCAACAUAAAUCGACCAUGUUUUUUUUUUUACAAUAUAGAAAGUUCCAUUUGUUGGGUUUUUUUAAUCAGUUAAAAAAUGAAGAAAAUAUUUUUUUAAUGAAGAAAUGACCAGUAAGAACAUAAAACUACUAAUUCUAAUAAUUAAUAUUGAAUGUAUAAUUCAUGUAGUACAUAAAAUUAAAUUUCUAAAACUAGCUAAUCUAUAGUUUGGAACUUGAUAUUUUGCUUGCUGAGCCAGUUCCAAUUUGGUAUUGCAAUGGUUGAUAAUGUAGCCAUAAAUUUAAACAUUUGCAUUCUAGCUUUGAUGUACCCUCUACAUUUUGCAAUAAUAUCUAUCAAAAAUAUCUCUUAAUAUAUAAUAUUUUAAAGAGAAAUGAUGUUAUGUAUUGUCAUAAAAUAUAUUGUACAUUGUGCAUUGACAAGAUAUAGGUGAAAUGUGGUGCUUAACAGUUGAAUGGUCCCAUGUUGUCAUAGCAAGUUAUCUUACAAUUAUUAAUUUUACAUCUCUUUCUUAACGAUUUUGGUAUAGCUUGAAUUGCUUUCAAAUUUUCAGUAUAAAAAGUUGUGGGUAGAAAAGGAAUUUAAUUGUGAAUUAAUCAUAUCCCAGAAUUUUUAUCAGAAAUUUCAGGUAUUCUUUCGGUAUAUAGGUCUAAGAAAAUACAGCAUUGAUUGUUUCCUUGUUGAUCAAGAAUAAGAUAUUUAAUAUACCUGCAGUCAUUAAUCAAAUGUCUGUAUCCUUAAAGCUAUACUGUCAAUUAGCUGCAAAUUAGCAAUAAAAUUCAAUAUUUAAUUGCUUUGUAUAUUUAUGUAAGUUAUUAGAUUUAAAUUCCUAUGUAUUUUGCAUAGACCCUUAAAUUGACUGGUAAUCAAUUUUAGGUAUUUCUUGGCAAAAUAUCUCUGAAUCAUAUUUUGAUACUAUGUCAUUGGGAAUUGGUAACUUUAUUUGAUCUUUUGAAAUGAGCAAUUCAAUAUUUAAUCAAAUUUUUGAGGGUUUUUUGCAGUUUUUACCACAUACAGCAUAUCUGAUUUUGUUUUUUAUUUUGUAAAUAUUAUGAAAGAUUUUAAGUGGUAAUAGACAAACCAAUCUCAAACAGGCUUUGAUUAACAGUUCCAAUGCAAUGCAUGUGAUAGUUUGAUUUUGUCUUUCUACUAAUGUUUAUUAUUGUACAAGUAGAUGUGUUUAGUUAACAUAAUUUGGUGAAAGUAUCAAAUUAUAAUUGUAUGUGAUCCUAAUAAUUUGAAAGAGUAUAUGUAAUCAUUUUUGCUGAUGACUGCAAACUAAGCUUGGGCUACAGUAUAUUAGCAAAUAUCGGCGAUAGUGUAUCGUUCAAUCUAUUUUAUACAAAAGUGUGAAAUAAAGAAUUGUCGUACAUGAAAUA